Messenger RNA from Trachymyrmex cornetzi, 2100 nucleotides. Its product is annotated as myotubularin-related protein 9. The record is from RefSeq and is a predicted model, not a curated record. Gene Ontology annotation, biological process: phosphatidylinositol dephosphorylation; negative regulation of autophagy. Gene Ontology annotation, cellular component: cytoplasm. The transcript has 7 exons. Gene Ontology annotation, molecular function: protein phosphatase binding. The coding region runs from base 315 to 2072 and encodes 585 amino acids. NCBI's taxonomy places the organism in Eukaryota, Metazoa, Arthropoda, Insecta, Hymenoptera, Formicidae.
ACCACGAUGCACGUCAGUGGAUGGUGCGGCGGAUUAUAUACAUGGAUCGUGUAGAUAGUAAACAAGUCGCACAACAGCUGUGACUUUACUUAUCUAGUCAUUAUCGAGAUAAAUGAGGAACGUCGCCGACGAAUCCGUCGUUAAAGUGUGAAUCUUCAAAGGAAAAGUCGAAAUUGGCUAAGCAAAUUAUGCCUGGAGAAUCUUGUGACAGUCCGAUGAAUCAACGGACUGCUUAGGUUAUGUUAUUCCGUCAAAGUGUUCGUAUUUUAUUGAGAACCUCGUCAGCCGCUACGUAAAGAGGAAUUAAGACUAUAAUGGGCGAUCACAUCGGCGAUAAUAUAUUAAUUCCGCAAGUUGAUAAUGUUGUAUUGGUCGAUAAAAGCGAUGGCAAUAACAAGAGCAUGGAUGGGACGCUGUGCAUUAGCGGUCACCACCUCAUCUUGUCCUCCAGGCAGGAUGACGGACAGGAGCUUUGGUUGAUGAACCGAAAUAUCGACAUCGUAGAAAAGAAACUGAAUGCUCAAAGCUCGGGUGGUAGCAUAAUAUUGAAGUGCAAGGAUUUUCAAAUUCUUCAGUUAGAUAUUGGUUCUACUAACGAUUUAAUCAACGCCAUACUAUCUAUAGAGAAGCUUAUAUCACUAGACCAAACUUUACAAUAUCCAUUCUUCUAUCGACCACAGACAACUAACAACAUCAUGGUACAAAUAGAAGAUGGAUGGACAGCGUUUGCACCUGUCUCCGAAUGGUCUAGGUUGUUGGCGGCUCACGGAGAUGAGUGGCGUAUCAGUUACCUGAACAGAGACUACAAAAUUUGUAUAUCGUAUCCGUCGGCAGUUAUAGUACCGCGUCAAGUAGACGACAAAGUUGUAAUAGCUUCAGCUGGCUUUAGAGAUGGUGGAAGAUUCCCAGUUUUAUGUUACAGACACGAAGGAGGGAGUAUAUUGUUGAGAAGCAGUCAACCGUUAUGCGGUGCUACCGGUAAGAGAUGCAAAGAAGAUGAAAAACUGUUAAAUGCAGUUCUAGGUCCCGGAAGACGUGGGUACAUAGUGGACACAAGAUCGGUUAAUCAGGCACAGAGUGCCAGAGCCAGAGGCGGAGGCACAGAAAUGGACGCGGCUUAUCCGCAAUGGCGAAAAGUACAUAAACCAGUUCCUCGACCACAUGAAUUAGCCGAUAGUUUCUACAAAUUAAUAGAAGCUUGCAACGAUGUCAACAGUUCCACUUCGCAAUGGCUGUCGAAAUUGGAUAGCAGCGGAUGGUUAACCGCCGUACAGAGUGCUUUAAAUGCUGCCUGUGUAACCGCGCAGUGUCUGCAUCAAGAAGCCGCGGCAGUGCUAGUGCACGGCAGCACAGGCAGGGACUCUACAUUGGUGGUAACCAGUUUGGCUCAGGCAAUACUAAAUCCUGAUUGUCGAACAGUACGAGGACUUCAAGCGCUCAUAGAGCGUGAGUGGCUACAAGCCGGCCAUCAAUUUUUCAGUCGGACCCGUUGUGGAGCCUAUCAACCCUCAAACUCGCAAAAUCCGACACACGCGCCAACUUUUUUGCUUUUCCUCGAUUGCCUAUACCAGUUGCAUCAUCAAUUCCAAUUUAGCUUCGAGUACACCGCGGAUUUACUCGUAAAAUUGUACAAGCACGCCUAUUCUUCGAACUAUGGUACAUUUUUAGGUGAUUCUGAAGCGGAAAGAAUAAAAUUACGGCUGUCUGAACGGACUUAUAGUUUAUGGUCGUACAUGAAUCAACCGGACGUUUUGGAACAGUGGAUAAAUCCAUUGUACGAGCCUAAUCCGGGAGUGAUUUGGCCCAGCGUUGCACCUAUCAGUAUUCGACUAUGGAGAGAACUGUAUCUCGCGCAUACGAGCGCAGCCCCAUGGGAUGGCAUGCUCUCCUAUGCGAAGCAGAUUAAGCAGAAUCACACGGCGGUGCGCAAAGUAGCCGGACAACUACAGACGCAGAUCAAGCAAGCGGUGGAGGAGAUCCGAUCGGAUCCGGAUAUGUCACGAGGAGAUAUGGACAAUCAAGAGGAUCAUCCCCGUAUAGCGCAAUUGAGCCUAGAGUCUCAGAGUACUUGAUACAGAUUGUAAAGACCGAAGAAAUCCG